AUGCUUUCGAAGUAUUUAAGUGAUGUGGAGAAGCUGGAAGGAUUGCCCGUUGCUCCUUUUAUGGACCGGGAAAAAGUCACCAAAUCAUCGUCUCAGAUGGGCUUUAUCAAAUAUGUUCUUCUUCCUCUCUUCGAAGCUCUGGGAGAAUUAUUUCCAUGUAUAGAGGAGCAGAUUAUAGAACCUGUUCGUAUAGGUCUGAAGUACUACACAGACAUGCACAGCGCACAACAGGAAGAACUAAUUAAGAGGCGGGGUAGCCGGGAACUCACUGGAGAACUCACAGACGAACUCAGGUCUGCGUUAGACAUGCCAAAGAUUGAAGAGACAGAAAUCGCUUCCCCGGCAGGUGCCAGUUAUAGUAAACCAGAGAACGGAAAAAUCAAAUCCUGAUACUGAUUAUGUUGUUGGCAUGAAAUUGGGGGAAUAAUUAUUUGCCAAAAAAGGUUGAAGUAAGCAAUCAACCAAUGUAUAUUAUUGCAAACUGAUUGAAGGACAACAUUAUUUGCCCAAAAAAGGCAAAAGCAGCAGACCAACAGUGAGUUAUAUUCGCUGAAAAAAAAGAGAAAAACAAAGCAAAAAUGGUUUCUUAUGGAGAGUGAAAAUGUUAAAAUCAUUUGAACAAAAGAGUAGGUGACCAAGAAGCAGAAGUGUAAUCUUUUUAUAUGCUGCAGUAUGCUAGCCAGUUUAGAAACUUGAGAUGUAUCCAUAGAUACCAGCAACUUAUUUUUAAGAAAGAAGUUGGGACACAAGGGUUUGCUUGUAAAAUCUUGGUCGAGGGAAAGGAACAAUUCUUUCACCAAGUUACACUUCACUGCCGAAGGAAGCGGGUAAUGAUGGACAAAAAAAUGUCUCUUCACCAUUCAAACUGAAAUUAAAUGUAGAGAUGUUUGUGUGAUGAACAGUGAAACUGGCCCCAGCUUCACAAAAAAACUUGUCUAAGAACUUAAUUACCAUGGUUACAUGGUCACAUGGGCACAUCUUACCCUAUCAGGAGUAGUGUAA
This is a messenger RNA of Lingula anatina, 1002 nucleotides long. RefSeq names its product high affinity cGMP-specific 3',5'-cyclic phosphodiesterase 9A-like. The record is from RefSeq and is a predicted model, not a curated record. Gene Ontology annotation, biological process: signal transduction. NCBI's taxonomy places the organism in Eukaryota, Metazoa, Brachiopoda, Lingulata, Lingulida, Lingulidae. Gene Ontology annotation, molecular function: 3',5'-cyclic-nucleotide phosphodiesterase activity.